Molecule: messenger RNA, 6367 nt
Organism: Monodelphis domestica (gray short-tailed opossum)
Lineage: Eukaryota; Metazoa; Chordata; Mammalia; Didelphimorphia; Didelphidae
Source: RefSeq, a predicted model, not a curated record
GUACAAUAAUACAAAGGAAAGUUAUUGAAGAAAUUUAAAAGAUUAUUAUAUAAUCUAAAUAUCAAUAACCUUGCAAAAAUACCAAUAGGACAAAAAAGCAAAAUUAAAGAAAAGUAAACAGCCUGGGAAAGGAAAAUUUGUGGUAAAUAUAAUUAAUUGAUACAAAUUUAAUAUUCUGAAUCCAUAGGAUUUGAUCCAUGUUUAUAUUUAUAAUACUGAUUUCCCAAUGGAGGAAUGGCCUGAAUGGCAUAUUGAUUUGAGAGUUUUAAAAGUAGGAAUUAGAGAUUUUUAAUAGGCACUUGGAAAAUUGUUCAAAUACAAAUUUAAAAAUUAAAGAUAUGCCUAUAAAAAUGGAUAAAAAUAACAAAUAUUAGGGCUAUAAAACAAUAGGGCCUAUCUUAUUUCAUUAGUAGGAUGGUUGAGCAGAAUUACAAAAAAUUAGAGCUGGUCCUCAAAGAUCAUCCUUCUUUAAUGUUUAAGGGAAGUUAUUAAGAGGCUGAAGUUAGUAGACUCCUUUCUCAAAGGCAUUGGAGAGAGACAAAUUGAGGAAGGGGAGUGAGUGAUCCAAGUACAGUAGAUUGGUCCUUGUACCACUGAAAGCUAGUUUCCUGUUUUGUACUGUUGUUUGGAGUGAUAGUCUGUUAGCAUCAUUAUAAAUUAAAAUUUGGCUAAAUUUUUUUUCCCACAUAUUAGAGACCAUAUAUUCCUUAUGAUGAAAAGGAAGACUAAAAUUUAUAGGAUGAACUUCUUCCAUGUUGUAUUUAAUGUUCUUUCUACACUCUUUUGACUUUAGCUUUAUUUCUCUACCCUAAAUUCUUUUGAGUUUAUUUUGUUCAAAAGAAAAAUUUCUGCAUACUAAUGUGAAAAGCAGUGUGAUUUGAACUUGGAAUCUGAAAUUGCCUGCUCUCUAAAGGAUAAAAUCCUGAUGCCUCUUUUUGGGGUUGAUUUCUACAAAUGGUAGAUUCUCAGGUUAGUCUGUGGAACAGUAAUUGAAUUUUAUUAUUCCUGUUUUAAGUACUUGGGAUUCCCAUGUGUUUUGUAUCAGACGUAGGUUUCUCUAACCCAGUAAGUACUUAGUAAAUGUAAGGGGAGGAAGUGAUAAUAUCUUGUAAGUAGCUCUCAUUAUCUCUCGAUUAGACCAUUUGAAAAACCUACCAGUUUCCCUCCUCCAGCCUCUCAUCCCUCUCUAAUCUCUGUCUUCUAUAAAGCUGUUAAAAGUCUCACUAUAUCACUUUUUUUUUUUGCUACCUAUAGGAUGAAAUAUAAAGUCCUUUCUCUACCUUACAUCCCAGAUUUGUUGCUAUCAUUGCAUUUUAUCCUCAGUCAUAUGGCCUUCUCUCUUUUGUUUUUCACACAAGACUUUCCAUUUCUUAUCACUAUGCUCCUUUGAACUGACCUCCUGUAAGGAGAAAAGGGGGCUUAUAUAAAAAGGUUGGACUAGAUUAUUUAAGAUAGGGUUGCCAGGAAUUUUAUGAAAUUCCAAAGAGAUUUAUUUACAGUUUAUUUACAAAAUAUAGAAAGAGUGAAGUUAGAAAAUCAGAGAGAGGAUCGGGUAAAAUACCUAGCCUAAGCACUAAGUGUUUUGCUCCAACCCCUGGCUCAAAAACAGGCAGGGGAGUUUAGUCCUUAAUUGGAGUGGCCUCAGCCCUUGAAGCCGAGGACCUGGAGAUUCAGGGAGCCUCUCUCAAAUGGAUAGGUCUCUCCUGAGGCUAGUCUCUUCAGAUAAUCCAGGAAAGGAGAGUCAGCUUUUUUCACUUGACACAUAUCAGUCCAAAGGGGAGAGAUUCAAGGACAGUUUCACCAUGUACAGGGUCUCAGGUCUAGUCAACAGAUUCUUUACCAGCCUUCAACUAGAACUCAGAACUCCAGAAGAAGUCAGAAGUUCUCUCUCAAGAUCUCAAAGAACUCCCAUGAAUCUAAAGGAUUCUCCUCCAUAGGAAGUUGGAAUUCCCUUUUAAAGACACUUUCUUUUGCAUCACUUCCUGUGCCUUCCUCCACUUUUUAUGUGGACAAAUCAUAGUCUAAAGCUUUGUUUAGGACUGCUCAGGGGACAGUUAGUCAAUUCUGAUUUGUCACCCACUAUCACACACGGUUCUUAUUGGGCAAUAGACAACAACCCUAAGGAAGACACACUGCCUUCACGGCCAAAGAAGAGGGCAAGAUCUGUAGAACGGGCCUCAACUCCAUAUAGCAUAGAUUCAGAUUCUUUGGGAAUGGAGUGUAUUAUUUCGGGAAGUGCCUCUCCAACUCUGGCAAUCAACACUGUGACUAACAAAGUAACUUUAUAUAAUCCUGAUCAGGAUGGCAGUGACAGUCCACGCAGUAGCCUUAACAACAGUCUCUCGGACCAGAGUUUGGCAUCUGUUAAUUUGAACAGUGUUGGAAGUGUACACAGCUAUACACCAGUGACAAACCAUCCAGAACCAGUCUCUCAGUCACUAACUCCUCAGCAACAGCCACAAUACAGCAUCCCAGAACGAGACAAACAACUACUUUUCUCAGAAUAUAAUUUUGAAGAUCUUAGUGCCUCAUUUCGAAGCCUUUAUAAGUCUGUUUUUGAGCAGUCACUUAGCCAACAAGGUUUGAUGAGCAUCCCUUCUGAAUCAUCCCAGCCACCCCACACUUCAUGUUCCUAUCAGCACUCUCCCAGCAGUACUGUGAGCUCUCACCAACACAGUGGCCAAAGUAGCUUAUCGAAUAGCCACGGCAGUGGUCUAGGCCCCACUGCCAAUAAUUCUGUGGCACAAGUUUCAUUGUCUCACCCCCAGAUGCACACACAACCAUCUCCACAUCCUUCCCAUCGACCGCAUGGCUUAUCACAGCAUCCACAACGUCCUCAGCAUCCAGCACCACACCCACAACAACACAACCAGCUGCAGUCUCCACACCCCCAGCAUCCGUCUCCACAUCAACACAUACAGCAUCAUCCGAAUCAUCAGCAUCAGUCGUUAGCACACCAGACACAUCCACCCCCACAGCAGGUAUCCUGUAAUUCUGGUGUUUCUACUGAUUGGUAUGCAACACUGGAUAUGCUGAAAGAAAGCUGUCGGAUCGCUAGCAGUGUUAAUUGGUCAGAUGUGGAUCUUUCACAGUUCCAAGGUUUGAUGGAGAGUAUGAGACAGGCUGAUCUCAAGAACUGGUCUUUAGAUCAGGUCCAAUUUGCAGAUCUCUGUUCUUCUCUUAAUCAAUUCUUUACCCAAACUGGUCUUAUUCAUUCACAGAGUAAUGUUCAGCAAAGUGUUUGUCAUAAUGCCAUGCACCCAACAAAACCUUCCCAACACAUUGGAACAGGAAACUUGUAUAUAGACUCCAGGCAAAACCUCCCUCCUUCAGUGAUGCCCCCCCCUGGUUAUCCUCACAUCCCACAGUCACUUAGCACUCCAGGAUCAACAAUUGCAGGACAUCAUGGAGCAAUGAGCCAGCAGCAUAUGAUGCCUUCUUCAGCCUUCCAGAUGCGACGCCCUCUGCCUCCAGAUGACAUCCAGGAUGACUUUGAUUGGGAUUCCAUUGUUUAGGACUAUGGAGGUCAUUAGAACUCUGACCUUGUUUUCCAUACAGUUUAAAAAAAAAAAAGGUGAACCUGAAUUCACUAAUGACAAGGUGAAGAUUAUAAUCACUAUAAAGAUGCUAUCUAAAUUUACUUUGAAGACAAUCAAAAAUAUUUAGCAGGAUAACUUAUGGCUUUUAUUUGACCCAAACAAGUACUCCAUGUCCGUUUCCCUGCCAGCUGCCGUAGCUCAUUACUGUCAUGUGAUUUGGACAGCUUUUAGCUUGUGUUGGUUUGAUGUUGACCACAAGUGCCAGACUGAUUUCUAGACAGAGCCUCUUUUGCUGCAAGCAGUUUAUAGAUACAUAUGUGUAAAUAUAUGUACAAAAGUAAGAAAAUUAAACUUUUUCCUAAUUGGGUUAUAACGUCUUAAGAAAAGUUACUGUGAGUUUUUCUACCUUAUUAGGCUCUUUUCUGUAAGAUUCUUUUCUUUUGUGUAGGUAAUUAAUAAGAAAUAAACUUUUCUAAGCCUGUUUUCCUUUUGUCCCCUUUUACCAUCUUAUAGGCCAAAUAGUACAUGUGCAUUUGACUUCUACCCAGCAAGCAAAGGAAUUCAGAGUCCAUAGUUUGAAAGCUUAGUACUACACAAACCCAAAGUGGCAAGUUUUUCAUGAGUAGCUAGCCGAAGAAAAAAAUAGACCAAAGUCAUUUAAGUUUUUGAAAUUUUGUCAAGUUUCUUAGCAAAUGUUGUGAGUGGCCUUUAUUUUUAAAAAUCCUCUGCAGUGGCUGUAAAAUUUAUUUGACCAAGUAGAAAUAGAGCACAGCCUGAUGCUUUAAAGCAAUCAUUGCUUAUACUUUCACUUUCUAAUAUAUUUAUUAUUAUAAAGUUUUAUUUUAAUAUUUAUUACUACUACCUUAUGUGAAAGUUCAGCUCCAGUUAGGCUCAUUAUAGAGAAAUAGAAAAGUUAAAGUAAAGCAUAGUUACAAUCCUGAGUAAUUGUGGAUGAUUCAAAAGAACCAAAUUGUCUUCUCUAUACUCAUUCUGGAUGUCCUGGGCAUAGCUAAGAGAAAGAUCCUUCAGUAGUCAGUUCAGAGUCCAUUUGGGUAUCUGAAUUGCUGCUAAAACUUAGAAAGUUGAAGAAGUUAACCUCUUACAAUUUCUCUUAAAAUUACUCUGAAACUAUGGGAAAACCAUAGAUAUCCUCUCCUAUGUGACAGAUUUGAAGUAUUUAGCUAUUUAUAGACUUAAUUCCUUGGAAUUGGACAUUUUCAGGUUUUCGUUUUGUUUCAUAGUUAAUACAAGUAAAUUUAUUUUCUUAGUUUUAUAAUAAAACUAGAGGAAACAAAUUUUGAAAGUGAAACAUUUAGAACUUUCAAUAGAGAGAGGAGAAAUUUCUCUCUUAACAAUGGAACAUCCACAGGCAGGCUCUUACAUAAAUCAAAGAGUGGAUGAAUGCCUGCCAGUAACCAUUCUUUAAAAGAUCUGAUCAUAACUGAGUUACCCACUCACCAUUGAUUGCAGUCAAGAAGAGUGGUCAUUCUGUAGUUGGGUAGCAGAAUUUCUUAACUUAGAAAAAACACAUAUCUUUGUUCUUUUUCAGGGUAGAAAUAGUGGAACGUUAUCUUAAAUGAAGCACAGGGAGACUACUUAUUGGGCCUAGUGAUGGAGAGGAGGGAGCAUCAUAAUGUAAGCCAGUUACCUCGUUCCUCUAGGUAAACCUAGAGGUCCCUUUCUUAGAAAGUGCAAAAGAGAGAUAUUUGAUAGGAAUAGCCCAUAGAAAACAAGUUUUGAUGGUUGUAUUCAAGGCCAGGUUAAACAUUUCACUGUCUAGAUAGAUGCACAAGGAGCUUCCAGUCCAUUUAGAUUUAUUAAGUAGCAACAUGCACUUUACACAUUUUAGAUAUUUAAAUACAGUCUAAUGCAGAGGGAUAAUUAGAAAUAUGGACUCUAGCUUAGAAACCAUUGAUUGAAAUUUUGCAAAUUGUGUAAGGCCAAUUUCCAAUUUGGUUAUAAUUUGUCAAUUCAUAUUUAUCAACAUUUUAUGUGAAUUGAGACUUAGCAAGUCUUGAGGUGAAGUCUCAGUACUGUCUUAUUACUCCCUUUCUGCCAUUUUGUGAUUCAGAAACAUGAGUAGAUUUAAUAGAAAACCAUCCCUCUGUGCCUGGACCUGGGUCUUCAUCCCAAUGUGCUCUGGGUGGUUGCUGUGUUUGAAUAGUUACAGAUUCAGAAGUUAUGCCUUGUGCUCAAAUUGACCAUACACUUUUAAGAAACAUUAAUAAAUGUGCAAAACUCACAGUGGGGCAGCCUGUCCAAGGAGAACAGUGCAACUGGCAUUUGUGGCCUGGUUUUUUGAAUGUCAAUGUGUCAAUGUGCUUUCCUGUAAAUAUUUGUCUCUCAUGUCCUUCUUGGGUGGGAGGGAAUUGACCUGGGGAUUAUUUCCAAUGGAAUAGAGUAUUUUGAUAUUGUUCAUUCAGAGGGUGAUGUGUACAUAUCUAUAUUGUAUAUAUGUGAUGAAAAUACAUUGGCUUUUUGUGCAUCACAACCUUUUAUCUGUACUGCUGUUCUACAGUCAGUGUUUUAAUGUUUCUACCGUUUUGUUAUUGCACGGUUUACUACUUUGCCUCUAUGAUGAACGGCACGGAUUCUUUGUAACAGUUUAGUGCUGUAGAACAUAUUCCAAGUGUCAUUAGGAUUGUUGCUGCCAGAACUGAUAUGCAUGAAUGGCACUUAAAAUAAAGAUAUUAUGUUAACUCCAUUUUUUAAAAAAAAUUGAUUUUAUAAGUUGUUUGCUGUAAUUGAGGGAACAGAUCUAAAAACAUGUCUUCAGAAUAGAUACAGAAACACGUAAACAGUCUAUUAAAACCUGCUAGUACUUUGUA